AUGUUGUUGCUAUCAACACUUGUUUCGUGUCUUCCCCUGGCCCUGGCGGCCAAUAUCUAUGUCGCCCCCACUGGCAACCCGACCCCGGACGGCAGCUCGGCCAAGCCGUUCGGUGACAUCCAAGGCGCCAUCAACAUCACCCAGCCCGGCGACGUUGUCAUCCUCCGCGGCGGAACAUACGACGUCCUCAAGAACAUCAACAUCACGGUAAACGGCACAGCGCAGGCCCCGAUUACCCUGCGUGCGGCCACGGAUGAGAUAGUCAUCAUCGACGGCGAGGGGCUGCCGAACACGCCCGCGCCCGUCGAUGCCAAGAUUCCCGGCAAGGAGCGCGGCGUUCUUCACGUCGAGUUUGCUCAGUACUGGAACUUCCAGCGUCUCACUUUCGCCCACGGCCCCUACGGCGUUUACGUCAAGGACAGCAGCAACUUGCGCUUCAACCAGAUCGUGACUCGGGAUAACUACGAGAGCGGCUUCCACAUGCAGGGUGCCCUGUCCAACAACGUGAUCUCCUAUCUCGACUCUUACGGGAACCGCGAUCCCAGGAACAACGGCGAGAACGCCGAUGGUAUCGCCAUCAAGGAGGGCAAGGGAGAGGGCAACAUCAUUGUUGGCAGCAGGUUCUGGGACAACUCUGACGAUGGAGUUGACUUCUGGACAGCAUCGCCUGGGGCAACGGCUACAACCGCUGGGCAAGUCGACCUCUCACUCCAUGACUUCCUGUACUCCAGAGCUGACCAUUUCGUCCAGGACCUCCCCGACUUCACCGGCAACGGCAACGGCUUCAAGCUCGGCGGCGGCAGCGCAGGUGACAUCCUCCCCGCCGGGCGCGACGUCGUCAACUGCAUCGCCUUCGGCAACAAGGCCAACGGCUUCACCGACAACUCCCAGACGGGCAAGUUCCUCUUCGAGGAGAACACCUCCGUCUGGAACGGCGCCGUCGGCUUCCGCAGCGUCAACGCGACGGGCGUCCUCGAGCGCAACAUCGCCGCCGUCAACCGCCCGGGCCCCCCGACCAACGUCACCUACGGCGGCCAGGUCACCCUGCGCGGCGCGCAGAUCUCCAGAGACAAUUCGUGGGACAACUCGGCGCCUCUGCUCACCAACGCGAGCUUCAAGAGCAUUGACAUCGGCCUUGUCACGGGUGCGCGUAACAAGAACGGCAAGAUCGCGGCCAGCGACUUCUUGUUGCCUGUCGAUGGAGCGAAGCGGGGUGCCACCACCUCCUGGAAGUAG
Molecule: messenger RNA, 1236 nt
Organism: Colletotrichum aenigma
Lineage: Eukaryota; Fungi; Ascomycota; Sordariomycetes; Glomerellales; Glomerellaceae
Gene: pelL-2
Product: Pectate lyase L
Exons: 2
Coding region: 1-1236 (411 amino acids)
Source: RefSeq, a predicted model, not a curated record